Molecule: messenger RNA, 1401 nt
Organism: Oppia nitens
Lineage: Eukaryota; Metazoa; Arthropoda; Arachnida; Sarcoptiformes; Oppiidae
Product: legumain-like
Exons: 8
Coding region: 62-1354 (430 amino acids)
Biological process (GO): vacuolar protein processing
Molecular function (GO): cysteine-type endopeptidase activity
Source: RefSeq, a predicted model, not a curated record
UAAUAUAUAAAAUCUUGUUUUAUUAGCUAAUAAUAGUUACAUUUAGUUAAUUUGUGUGAUUAUGAAGUUUUUAAUAUUAUUGUCUUUACUCUAUAUUAGUUGUAAUGCUUUCCCAAAGCUGCACAACAUUAACGAGUUUAACGGAACCAAUUGGGUUGUAUUAACUGCCGGUUCUAAUAGUUGGAGCAAUUAUAGACAUCAGGCUGAUGUAUAUCAUGCCUACCAAGUUGUUAGGUCUCAUGGAAUUCCCGAUGAAAAUAUCAUUGUUUUCCAUUACGACGAUAUCGCACACAACAAAGUCAACCCAACGCCUGGUAUUGUCAUUAACAGACCCGAAGGCUCUGAUGUAUAUAAAGGUGUUCCUAAAGAUUAUACGGGAGAGGAGGUCACACCUGAGAAUUUCUUAAAAGUGUUGAGCGGUGACAAAGAAUUGGCAGCUUUGGGUAAAAAAGUAGUCAAUAGUGGACCUAAUGAUCAUAUAUUUGUUUUCUUUGACGACCAUGGUGCUCCAGACCUAGUUGCUUUUCCACAUAAAUACUUGUAUGGAGAAGCAUUAGCCAAUACAUUGAAGUCUAUGCACGAAAAUAAACGAUACUCUAAACUUGUGUUUUACAUUGAAGCGUGUGAAUCGGGAUCAAUGUUCAACAAAUUGUUACCUAAAGAUAUCAAUAUUUAUGCCACCACUGCUUCGUCACCAACUGAACCCAGUUAUACAAAAUAUUGGUCCGAAAAAUACGGGACAGCAUUGGGUGAUGAGUAUAGUGUCGGUUGGAUUCAAAACAGUGAGGAACACGACCUCUCAAAGUAUACAUUACAAGAACAAUACGAAUACACUAAGGCCUGGACUAAGAUGUCACACGUCCAACAAUAUGGCGAUCUCUCAAUUGCACAGUUACCUGUCGGACAAUUUCUUGGUCAUAAAAAAUCGUCAAAAUUAUCUCAAUCGUCUAUUGGUAUGUCAUGGGAUCAAAGCAAUAAUAAUGACGCACACGUUAUGGCAGCUUUGAAAAGUAAUACUGAAGAGUUUGAACGUAUAGUAAACGGCCGACAAUUUUUUGAUCAACAUUUGACUGAAUACCUGAAUAUAAUUAAUUAUUUGCGAAACACUGAUUCAUAUGAUUUGCUUAAUACUCGACUGGAACUCAACAAUAGAGUCUGUUAUCACAAAUUUGUCGAUACUUUGAAUGACAACUGCCUUAACAUCGCUCAUAAUUCCUAUGUAUUGAGUAAACUCUAUACCUUUGUUAACAUUUGCGAGGAAUUUGAUGAAAGAAGUAGUAGUGAAGCACUCAAUCAUUUGGUGCAAUACUGUCAACAAAAUCAACUCAACGCUUAUCCAACAAAUAUUGUUUAAUUGCAUUACAAUAUAUUAUUUUAUAAUAAAAACUUAAUUAGUUUAAU